AUGGCCGCAUCGGCAACACUCCAGACCCGCGUUGACUUGCAGGCCGACAGAAGUAGGGAACUCAAUAUUACGACAACGAUUGUGCUAGUACUUUCAGUGGUUUUUGUUGCUUUGCGUUUCUGGGCCCGUCAUAUCAGGGCUGGCUACGGAGCCGAUGACUGGAUGACAGUCGCCGCGUUGGUGGCUGUUUUCAUCUCUGGCGCGGUGAAUUAUACUAUGAUCAGUCAUGGGCUUGGUAGACAUGCCGACGCUGUGCCCACCGCAGACCAGGUUGCCUUCUUCAAGCUCCUUGUGGCGUUUGAGUGCAUCUAUGUCACUGCAGUUAUGCUUGUGAAGCUCGCUCUGCUGCAAAUGUACUUGCGCAUCUUUUUAUCUCGCGGCUUCAGGGUGUGUGCAGCUGUGAUAGCCACCAUCGUCGUCGGCUGGUGGAUCGCCAUCGUCGCCGUCUCCAUAUUUCAAUGUACGCCGAUCAAGAAGGCGUGGAUGCCGUGGAUUGAUGGAUCAUGCAUUAAUCUUAAAGCCUCCUUUAUCGGCAAUGCGAUCCCAAAUAUCGGCACGGAUGUUGCCAUAUUGUGCAUGCCAAUGAGACAGAUCUGGAAGCUGCACGCCAACCUGGCUCAGAGGCUAUCUUUGUGUGUCAUGUUCCUCCUUGGCAGCUUUGUUCUGUUUGCCAGCAUCUACAGAUUCACCACCAUUAUGCAGUUCGACCCAGUCGAUACUACGUGGACACUCGCCACAGCCUGUGCCUGGUGUGUCGUCGAGGUAGCUUGCGGAACUAUCGCUGUCUGCCUUCCAACCUUGCGGCCGCUCAUGGUGAAGAUCUCUAAACAGUUUGGCAGCUUAACUAAUAGCAAGGGAGCACAUAGUGGCCGAAGCGCAGUGGCCACAGAGCUCAUCACAAUAGGCGGAACCGGAGGCGCAAAGUCCGGGCAGAGGUACUUUCAACGGCUUGGGAACGAGUAUGAGCCCAACAAUAGCCAUGCGGAGAUUACUAGGUCAGAAGCAACGAGCCAGCAUGUUGGGCAGAGUGAUGCAAGUUCGGGAGAUGAGAUUCCGCUGCACAAAGGGGAUAAGAUUCCACAAUAG
Molecule: messenger RNA, 1086 nt
Organism: Fusarium vanettenii 77-13-4
Lineage: Eukaryota; Fungi; Ascomycota; Sordariomycetes; Hypocreales; Nectriaceae
Exons: 5
Coding region: 1-1086 (361 amino acids)
Source: RefSeq, a predicted model, not a curated record